Messenger RNA from Neogale vison (American mink), 1611 nucleotides. It is a transcript of the gene CCL24, whose product is annotated as C-C motif chemokine ligand 24. Gene Ontology annotation, molecular function: chemokine activity; CCR chemokine receptor binding. Gene Ontology annotation, cellular component: extracellular region. NCBI's taxonomy places the organism in Eukaryota, Metazoa, Chordata, Mammalia, Carnivora, Mustelidae. The record is from RefSeq and is a predicted model, not a curated record. Gene Ontology annotation, biological process: cellular response to interleukin-1; lymphocyte chemotaxis; chemokine-mediated signaling pathway.
AUGGCCGCCGUCGCUCCCGCGCCCCUUCUCGGCGCCGGCUGCUCCUCGGCUCCUUCCGCCUCCCUGCGGCUGUCUCCCCUGGCAACAGCGGCGGAGGCGGCCGGAAGCCCCGCCUCCCCGACGCCCCGCCCCUCGCCGAGCCGCCCAAUCCAGUCGCGCAAGGCCACGGGGAGUCGGAACAGCGCCCUCUGGCGUGCAAAGGGCUGGGACCUCGCGCAGGGGCCGGGGCUGCGUCCGCUUGCGGGGCGCGGCUGUGGGAGGAUGGCAGCAGAGCAGAGCGACAAGGCCUGCCAGAUCCCCCUGUCCAGCUUCAUUCAGUGGUCCCGGAGCCUCCAAGCCACGUCCUUACUGCCCCCUGGUGGACAGCUCGGGCGGGGCAAAACUCUCCUCCCUCAGCCUUUGUUAGAAGACACCACGGAACCCCUGACUCAGCGAGGCAAUAACUUCCCCUUGGCCAAAUUCAAGGGCCUUGAGGGCAUUCAAGGCAGCCUGGAGGGGGAGGGGUGGGGGGGAGGUUCUAUGAGUGCACAGUUCCUCCCAUCGGCCCUUAUAAAAGGCAGAGGGAUUGGGUGGUCUGAAAAGCACCUGGUUCUCUCCUCCUGCACCCCAGCUCUAGGUCCUGAGCUCCGUCCCCGGCUCAUGGCAGGCCUUGCGACCCUGGGGGCUGGCCUCCUGCUCCUGACCCUGUGUGCCCACUGCAUUGCCCCUGCAGGCUCUGCACCCAUCCCUCCUUCCUGCUGCAUGUCCUUCAUUUCCAAGAAAGUUCCUGAGAACCGAGUGCGGAGCUACCAGCUGUCCAGUGCGAGCGUCUGCCCGAUGGCAGGAGUGAUCUUCACCACCAGGAAGGGCCAGAAGUUCUGCGGGGACCCCAAGGAGCACUGGGUCCAGACGUACAUGACGAAGCUGGACGCCAGGCAGAAGAAGGCAUCCCGUGGGGUCCGGGCAAUGACCGCCAAAGCCCCAGUGCGGGGGAAGCCAGCCGACACCACUGCCAUCUAGCGCUGCCUGGCCCCUCCGCCUGGGGUCCAUGAGCCAACGAUGAGAGGCGGGGAGCGAAUGUUCCUGUUUCCUAACAUCAGCCUAUAAGACAGAACCCAAGGCUGGGGAGGCCUGCCCCGAGGGUGCUGAGUAAACGCUCCAAGGGUCCUGGGCCCCUUGCCUUCCCCGAGCUGCAGGAGAAGAUUCUGGAAGGAAGGGGGUGGUGGCCAAUUGCCCUUCUCCUGGGCUGGGGCCAGCCCUUCCCUCCAGGUUCCAUCUGAACCCAGGGGCCUAAGGCCUGACCUGCAGACACACUCGACUGGGCACCUAAAAACUUAACCUGUAGUUGGCUUCUGUGGGUCCUCGGGGCCUGCCGUGGGACCCUGUGAGCUGACCAUCUGUCUGUCUGGGUACAGGGGACCUGUCGACAGCUGAAGCUCGUGGCAUUGCCAAUGUCCCACUUCCAGAAUCCUGGAAGAAUAAAAAUCUGAGAGAAACGCGGCUCCUUUGCCGCAGGAACUGCCAGACCCCAGCCUUCCUUGUACACGUCUCGUGGGCUAAACGGAAUGACGUUUUUAGGGACUCAUGGUUUUUUGGUAAUAAAGCAGGCCUGGGGGCGCCUGGGUGGCUCAG